UUAUCGGUCAAAUUCAGUUCCCUUCCCUCUUUCCAUCUUCAUCAUCCAUUCAUCACAAUUUCUACUACUGUCACAAUUCUGAUAAUAAUUCAAACUCAAUCCAAUAAAAACCAUUCAUUCCCUUAUUCCUCAAUUCCAAUUCACACAACACAAAUCAACAUGGCUUCUUCUCUUUCUUCUCCACACUCUCUCUUACUCUUAUUUUUCACCUUCUUCUUCUUCCUUUUCUCCCUCUCCCACUCACAACAAUCAAACACUCCACAAACCUUCAUCAUCCACGUGUCAAAAUCACAAAAAUCCUCCUCCUCACUCUUCUCCACCAAUCAAAACCAUUUCUCUUCCAUCCUCAACACCCUCCCAUCUUCUUCUUCCUCCACCCCCCCUUCCAUCCUCUACACGUACACAUCCGCCAUUCACGGCUUCUCCGCCCAACUAACCCCUUCCCAAGCCGACCACCUUAAAUCCCAUCCCGACAUCCUCUCCAUCCAACCCGACCAAAUCCGCCAUCUCCACACCACAUACACCCCCUCCUUCCUCGGCCUCGCCGAAACCUCCGGCAUAUGGCCAAGCUCCCACUUCGCUUCCGAUGUAAUCAUCGGUGUCCUCGACACCGGUAUCUGGCCAGAACAUCAAAGCUUCUCCGAUCCAUCUCUCUCAAAAUCCACCCUCCCAUCUUCAUGGAAAGGCUCUUGCCAAAUUUCCCAUGAUUUUCCAUCUUCUGCGUGUAACAACAAGAUCAUUGGUGCUAAAGCUUUUUACAAAGGCUAUGAAUCUUAUCUUCAAAGACCCAUUGAUGAAACAGUUGAAUCAAAGUCGCCAAGAGAUACUGAAGGUCAUGGAACACACACUGCUUCAACUGCAGGAGGUUUUGUUGUUGGUAAUGCUAGUUUGUUUGGUUUUGCUAGAGGUGAAGCUAAGGGAAUGGCAACAAAAGCUAGAAUUGCAGCUUAUAAAAUUUGUUGGAAUGUUGGUUGUUUUGAUUCUGAUAUUCUUGCUGCUAUGGAUGAAGCUGUUUCUGAUGGGGUUCAUGUGAUUUCACUUUCAGUUGGUUCUAAUGGUUAUGCACCUCAUUAUUAUCGCGAUUCGAUUGCGAUUGGUGCUUUUGGUGCUGCACAACAAGGUGUUGUUGUUUCUUGUUCUGCAGGUAAUUCAGGACCUGGUCCUUAUACUUCUGUUAAUAUUGCUCCUUGGAUUUUAACUGUUGGUGCUUCGACGAUUGAUAGAGAGUUUCCUGCUGAUGUUAUUCUUGGUGAUGAUAGAGUUUUGGGUGGUAUUUCUUUGUAUUCUGGUGAUGAUUUACCUGAUUAUAAACUUCCUUUGGUUUAUAGUGCUGAUUGUGGUAGUAGAUAUUGUUAUGUUGGAUCUUUAGAUUCUUCGAAAGUCAAAGGGAAGAUUGUUGUUUGUGAUAGGGGAGGAAAUGCGAGAGUCGAAAAGGGUAGUGCUGUGAAAAAGGCAGGUGGAUUAGGGAUGAUUGUGGCGAAUACCGAAGAAAGCGGUGAAGAGCUUCUUGCUGAUGCUCAUCUUAUUGCAGCUACAAUGGUGGGUCAAACUGCUGGUGAUAAGAUUAAAGAGUAUAUAAAAUCGAGUCAAAAUCCAACUGCUACGAUCAAGUUUAAAGGGACUGUGAUCGGCGGUUCGGAUUUACCUCCUGCUCCUCAAGUUGCUUCCUUUUCUAGCAGAGGUCCUAAUUAUAGAACUUCAGAGAUUCUUAAACCAGAUGUUAUUGCUCCUGGUGUUAACAUUUUAGCAGGUUGGACCGGUAAAGCGGCUCCCACUGAUCUUGAAAUUGAUCCUAGGAGAGUUGAGUUUAACAUAGCUUCAGGUACUUCUAUGUCAUGUCCUCAUGUUAGUGGAAUUGCUGCAUUGCUUAGAAAAGCUUUUCCAAAUUUUUCACCAGCUGCAAUUAAAUCUGCUUUGAUGACAACUGCUUAUAAUGUUGAUAAUUCUGGUGGAAAAAUUAAGGAUCUUGGAACAGGUAAAGAGUCAAAUCCAUUUGUUCAUGGAGCAGGACAUGUUGAUCCUAAUAAAGCACUUAAUCCCGGUUUAGUUUAUGAUAUAAACACUAAUGACUAUUUAUCAUUCCUUUGUUCAAUUGGUUAUGAUGCUAAGAAAAUUCAAGUUUUCACUAGAGAACCAACUAGUUACAAUAUUUGUGAAAAUGAAAAGAAUUUAGCUAGUCCUGGUGAUUUGAAUUACCCUUCAUUCUCUGUGGAGUUUGGUGCUUACAAUGGUUUGGUUAAGUAUAAAAGAGUUGUUACUAAUGUCGGUGGUUCCGAUGAUGCGGUUUACACUGUCAAAGUUAAUGCUCCUUUUGGCGUUGAUGUUAGUGUUUCACCUAGCAAACUUGUUUUCAGUAGUGAAAAUAAGACUCAAGCUUUUGAGAUUACUUUCACUAGAAUUGGAUAUGGUGGUUCUCAGAGUUUUGGAUCUAUUGAAUGGAGUGAUGGAAAUCACAUUGUGAGGAGUCCAAUUGCUGUUAGAUGGAGUAAUGGAUUCUCAUCAGCAUCCUUCUGAUUUUUCACUUUAUUAUAAUGCUUUGUUGCUGUGAAAAUGGUAACACGUUAUUUACCAUGCAUAGGUUAUAUUGUGUAUGGAGUUCAUUAGUCUUGCAUUGUUGUAAGUUUUAUGUUAGCUUAUUGUACAAAGAAUAAAAUAAUGACUUAUUGGUAUGGUUGUUGUUUUAUGAAAUUGUACUCUAAACUUCUAAGUAGUUGAUUAAGGUCUUCCAAUAAUUUAUAUGGAUGAAAUGGAAUGUAUGAAGUAAAAUGUGAUUUUUAGACUGUUGAUUCA
Trifolium pratense (red clover) is the source of this 2790-nucleotide messenger RNA. RefSeq names its product subtilisin-like protease SBT1.4. Gene Ontology annotation, molecular function: serine-type endopeptidase activity. Gene Ontology annotation, biological process: proteolysis. The transcript has a single exon. The record is from RefSeq and is a predicted model, not a curated record. NCBI's taxonomy places the organism in Eukaryota, Viridiplantae, Streptophyta, Magnoliopsida, Fabales, Fabaceae. The coding region runs from base 160 to 2514 and encodes 784 amino acids.